Ceutorhynchus assimilis (cabbage seed weevil) is the source of this 1116-nucleotide messenger RNA. NCBI's taxonomy places the organism in Eukaryota, Metazoa, Arthropoda, Insecta, Coleoptera, Curculionidae. The record is from the annotation of a GenBank genome assembly.
AUGUUUGUAGGCAUCCAGUUUACUGAGGCUGAUGGGGGCACCAUAUCUCUUGUCCAUGAAAAAUGGUUGACGCCACGCAAAAAAGAGGUAUGGUGGCCACCCCACAAACAGCAUGAGGUUUUCGUUAAAAGUCUCAGGAAAGGAGAGACACCUAACGAACAGUGGAGUCUUUUUAAAGUGGAAAAAUCAUUUUUUCAGGAGGAUAAUUAUCAAAAGGCCUCAUUGAAAUUGAAAAAGGCAGAAGUAACUUCGGAUGUGGCAACCGAUAUUGAGGAAAAAUUACCCCUAAAACGUCCCAGAAAGCUGAAUAGAAAAUUGUUUUUCACUGAAAGCAGCGAUGAAAGUGAGGCGAAUGAACCCCCUCCGAAGAAGCUACAAUUAAAAAGGGUCCAAAGUGGAACAAGAAGUAAAGUAGUGAAACUUACAUUUUUUAAAGGUAAUUCACAAAAAUCUAGAAUUAAUUGGGACAAUGAACUUCCUCCAAAAGUGCAGCUAUUCCCUCGGCAAUCCCAAGAAAGUGAUGUAGAAAAGUCAGUGAAUAGUGAGAGAGAGAACAGCCCUGAACAAAAUAUAGUUGAUUUUGACAAGGAUAAGGAUAACUGCUUAAGAGUUUCAGAUUUCCAAAAAAAUUUAAUCACUGUCCUCCUGCAAAUUAAGCAACAGAAUAGUAAAAUUCUAAAUAUCCUUGAAGAUCGGCAGGGUGCAACUGGAUUGAAAUUAGUCCCACCCAAGGAUAUGCCAGUUGCAAUCCCACUACAAAAUAUUGAAGAUUUAAAAUCAAUUGAGGAGUAUCUUGCUCUUGACAAAAAUCUUUCUGCUUUGGCUUCAUAUUGUGAAACCUUGGGCGGCCGAGAUAAAGUUGCCAAAGUUAAUAAUAUUUUGAGGAAUCUGCUCUCCAACAGAGUUGCAGCCGAGUUCAGCUUUUUGGGCACCAGACAGGAUAAGCGUCCAUUUGCAAACCUAAAACUGAGAAAAGUUGUUGUCAAUGCUGUAUUGUCGAAAUGUGAAGGGGAUGCUGCUGAUAUUGAUGGUUUGAUCAAAGUUUGGCUUAAGCAUGCCCCAAAAAGGGCAGCACUUGAAAGAAAAAAGAAAAACAAGAACUUGUUGAACGUUUAA